AUAAGCUUUUAAAUCUCCAGUUUAUACAUUUGGCAGACGCUUUUAUCCAAAAUGACUUACAGUGCUUUACAGCUCUGUUUUACCAGUAUGUGUGCAACCAGAAAAAAUAAAAUGAUUUUAAACAUAUUUUGAAGAGUUGGCCUUUUUAAUUUAGCUGAGUCAUUAUGUUCCUGCUCAUCUUGAAGCAGAGCUGUAUAUGAUGUAUGUCAGCAGGAGGGCGGGGCAGGAAUGAGAUAUGUGAUCAUACCGUCAUUCAGCUCCCACCCGUUUUAAAGCCCCAGUUUGAGCCACUGAUAGGGACAGCUAUCAUUAUCAGACCAAUGCAAUGACCCCUCCCUUUUACAGACGUGUCUCAUACAUAGCCAAAAGAAGAGUCACUGAUAUUUAAUAUCAAAAACCUUGUAGAACUUUCAUCUGUGAAAGUGUUUCACCAGAUGCCAUAGAAGUUCUAUUUCACAGUGCCAUAUAAGAACCCUUUUUGGGUGUAUAUAAACAACCUUCAACAUAGAACCUUUUUGUUUCACAAAAGGCUCCUUGAAAAGGGUGCCUUAGAUUAUAAAAAGUUAAAAUAUAAAUGGAUCUUUUAAGAACAUUUUACCGAAUUCAAUGUUAGUAUUUUUACCCCCAAAAUGGUUUUAAGCCAGUUAUUUAUAUCCUUUAAAGACACAUACCUGCAAAGCUGCUACUAAUAAACAUAUUUAGGUAAAAUUUUAGAAAUGUGGGAAUGCUUUCAAAUUAAAACAAUGCCACAAGUCGAUUUUUUUAUCAAUUAACUUCUAUUAACUAAAUCAAAUCAACAUUUGGUGUGACCCCUUAUUUGCUUUUGUCACAUAGUUUUUCAGCUUUGCUGGUUUCUUCAAGCUUCUUGGAGACAUUGCCACAGUUCUUUUGGAUUUAGUCUGUCUCAUUUAUCUUUCUUUAUGUAAUAAUAGACAGUCCUAAUGAUGGUAAGACCAGAUCUCAAUGUAGAGUUGGAUUAUUACAAAUAAAGGCAAAAGGAAUGUUUGGAAACUGCAUGAUGUUUCCUGACACACUGCAGCAAAAGAUAAAAUAACUCUUAUUUUGGGGCGGGUGAAAAUACUAAAUUCCUGGGACUUUUGCACAGUAUAUAUAGUUUUAUAAAAGUAUUUAAACAACUUUGACACUGUGCAAAAAUUAAUUUAAGAUUUGUACACUACUGGUUCUGUAAAUCCAAGCUAUUGUAAAAUGAAUAGAUGUUAUGUUAUAAUCCAUGUAAUAUAAAUCUGCAUUAUAUAUUGUGUGUAAUUAAUGAAAAGAUACUGUGGCAUAAGUUUUCAUGAAUUGUUGCCAGUAGGAUAUGUUUGACGCAGAGAAUUUGCUGCCUCUGCAGAGUAUUGCGCAGUAUCGACUCUCACGUGAUUAACUCCGGAUCGCCUGUGAGUCGAAGACACGGACCGACAGAAACUCAUUUCAACCAUUUUCUUUCGUUUUAGUAAUUUUGUAACGAGUUGGGGUGCGUAUCAUUUUAUUUCAUGCUUAAUAUGUGAUCGAAACUGCAUGGAAAAACGGUCCAGGAACCGCACACGACAAUUUAAGUUGCGUUUUGUUCAGGUAACAAGUUUUGGAAUAGUCACAGGUAACAUAUACUGCAUUUGGGUCACGACGUCUCAAAAUGCUCUCAAAAACCGAAAAAGAGCUUAUUGUACAUAUCUGGGAAAAAAUGCUUCCAGUGGCGGAAGAUAUUGGAUCUGAAGCUCUUUUAAGGAUGUUCACAACGUUCCCUAAAACAAAGACAUACUUCAAUCAUCUAGACAUCAGUCCCGGUUCACAGCAUUUACGCUGCCACGGGAAGAAAAUCAUCCAGGCUUUAGCUGAAGGUGCCAGAAAUAUAAGCACACUUACCACUACGCUGGCACACCUCAGCAGGUUUCACGCGUAUCAAUUAAGAAUACAUCCGACGAACUUCAAGCUUUUCAAUCACUGCAUACUUGUGACGCUAGCUUGCAAAAUGGGUGAUAACUUCACUCCAGUUGCACACGCGGCCAUCGACAAGUUUCUUUCGGCUUUCUCGGCAGUUUUGGCUGAGAAAUUCCGAUGAAGACCUCAGAAGACGAUGAAAUGGUUCUGCGAACUUAAUUUAAUCAAAUUGAAGAGUGUCUUUUACGCGUUGUCUAUUCUUGAAUGCAAUGCCAUGGUAGGCUAUAUUUAAUAAAGAACAUAAAGCCAAUAAACCUUAAUUGAAAGCCUCUCUUAUUGCGCCCUCUGUUGGACGGUUUGCCAAUGCACAAUAAAUGCAGUUCAAGAGUUAGCCUACAUCGUCUGUAUCUCACUGCUACGUUUCAAGAAUAAGGCAAGGUGGCAAACAAGAUAGAUUAAGGUAUGCAUAAAUGCGUUUUUUAAAUAAACAAACAAAUGAAUAAACGUACAUUAUUGUUUUUGUAGAACGGUUGGGUUUCUUAAUCGAUGACUUUGACGUUGCGAAAUUGGUGCCCAAAUGCAUGUCAACUUCUUAGAGGAACCGUACUUAAAAUGCGGUGAAUAAAUAUAUGAAUAAAACAACCAGUGAGUUUUUUUCAUCAGUGACGUGCUUAAUAGACUGUAGGUGUGGUGCUGUCCAGUUAAGUGCUGAAACCUUGUCCAUCGAAAUGGACGGCGCUCUCCGUUGUGCUGAAAUCAUCAACGCAUUAUUAAUUGUGCAUUCAGUGAGUUCAUGUCUGCAUUUGUAUUAUCGAUAGGCCUAUGUUGCAAAGUAUUAGAGUUACUUGUUUAACUCUUGUCCGAAAAGGGAAGGAAGUGGUCGGCCUCAAACUUCCGCUGCUUCCUAAUGAUAAAAGGGCAAAGGCUAUACAAAACCUUCAACCCGUCAUUUAA
This is a messenger RNA of Triplophysa rosa, 2832 nucleotides long. It is a transcript of the gene hbae4, whose product is annotated as Hemoglobin subunit alpha-D-like. Lineage: Eukaryota; Metazoa; Chordata; Actinopteri; Cypriniformes; Nemacheilidae. The record is from RefSeq and is a predicted model, not a curated record. Bases 1634 to 2059 code for a protein of 141 amino acids. Gene Ontology annotation, molecular function: heme binding; oxygen binding; haptoglobin binding. Gene Ontology annotation, biological process: oxygen transport; hydrogen peroxide catabolic process. Gene Ontology annotation, cellular component: hemoglobin complex; haptoglobin-hemoglobin complex; blood microparticle. The transcript is spliced from 3 exons.